Pyricularia oryzae 70-15 is the source of this 1455-nucleotide messenger RNA. RefSeq lists its product as uncharacterized. The record is from RefSeq and is a predicted model, not a curated record. Gene Ontology annotation, biological process: transmembrane transport. Lineage: Eukaryota; Fungi; Ascomycota; Sordariomycetes; Magnaporthales; Pyriculariaceae. Bases 1 to 1455 code for a protein of 484 amino acids. Gene Ontology annotation, molecular function: transmembrane transporter activity. The transcript is spliced from 3 exons.
AUGGGCGACUCGAAAAGUGCAACCGUCGUCGCUGCCGAGGUCUCAGUGGUCGAGGUGUGGUGGGAGCCAAGCGAAGAUGAAGAUCCGCAAAAUCCUCAGAAUUGGCCGGAUUGGUCCAAGUGGCUCAAUAUUAUCACAAUCUCAUCCAUCAGUUUCAUAAUGCCAUUCAUAUCAUCCAUGGUCGCUCCAGCUGUUCCUUUGAUCAUGACAGACUUGAACACAAAAUCCGACACCUUUGCUACGUUCAUCGUCUCCAUAUUUGUCCUGGGAUUCGCUAGCGGCCCGCUCAUCCUGGCGCCGUUGAGCGAGCUCUAUGGUCGCGUUCGCAUUUACAAUGUCACCAAUAUCCUACUCACCACCUUUACGGCCGGCUGCGGCUUUGCCCAAACGACUGGCCAGCUGCUCGCCAUGCGGUUCCUGUCUGGGUUUUUUGGCGUGGCAACCGUCGCCAUCGGGUCUGGAAGCAUAGCGGACCUUAUGCCGAAGCACAAGCGCGGCAAGGCCGCGUCAGUAUGGUCGGCCGCGACGGUUCUGGGACCGACCAUCGGACCGAUAAUUGGAGGAAAGGUCACCGAGGCUGCGGGCUGGCGGUGGCUAUUCUGGUCCAUUUCCAUGGUUGCUGGCGUAAUGACAAUUGCCUCCUUCAUCAUCCUUCGCGAGACUUACCCAGCUGUCCUCCUCGCGCGAAAAGCGGCACGUCUCCGGAGGCAAACCAACAACCCAAACUACCGUUCUCGCCUUGCAUCAGCCGUCUCUCCCGCUCAUCUUUUUGUCAAAAGCAUUGUCCGACCCACGCGCCUACUCCUUUUUUGUCCCAUGGUCACCAUCCUCUGCACCUACGUCGCCAUCGUCUACGGCACGUUGUAUCUACUCUGGUCGACGUACUCGUUCAUCUUUGGCGAGGUUUAUGGCUUCUCCCCUCUAGCCACAGGCCUGGUCUUCCUGCCCGGUGGAAUCGCCACGCUCCUGGGCCCGCCGUACGUGGCCUACUUUAGCGACCGCACCAUCAAGCGGCGGACCAAGGCCGGGUACGAGGUGACGCCCGAGGACAGGCUGCCGCCCGUCAUCUCCCUGCCCGGCACGGUGCUCUUCCCCGCGGGGCUGCUCAUCUACGGCUGGGCAGUGGAAUACGGCGUGCACUGGGCGGUGCCGAUGCUCGGGACGGCCGUGUCGGGCUUCGCGAGCAUCCCCAUCUUCAUCGGCGUCCAGACGUACCUCAUCGACGCGUUCGAGGAGUACGCCGCCAGCGCGGUGGCGGCCAAUGCCGUGCUGCGGGGCUUGGUGGGUGCGCUGCUGCCGCUGAGCGGGCUGGCGCUGUAUCGGUCGCUGGGCUGGGGGUGGGGGAACACCCUGCUUGCCUUUUUGGCCGUCUUGUUCGGGCCGGUUCCCGUCUUGUUUGGGGGCAAGUACGGCGCCAUGAUUCGAGAGUGGUCCAGAAGGGAUAUGGAACUUUGA